GGCUCUUUUCCUCCAGUUGAGGUGGAGUCAGCCAAUGGCUGGGGAGCCUGGAAUAUUUUGCAGGACAGUUUCCCCCGACAGCUUGGCAAGGGCUGUGCCAUUUCAAUUGAAGCACACAUCCACGCGCUGCGCUCUCGGCUUCUGGCUCGCCUCCCAGCCCUGAGAGAUCUCGGAUUCGGUCUCGCCUUCCCUCUUUUUCUGGACCCUGCGGUGACAAACCUCUCCAGGCUCUGCUAGCCAGGACCCCUGAGCAACCAUGGCAGACACCACCCUCCAGAUUGUCGAGCAACCAGCGGCCUCUGAGGCCUCCGAGGAGCCCACCAGCGAGGAGCCCAUCAAAUCCGACCAGAUCAAUGGCGUUAUGGUGCUCACCCUCCUGGACAAGAUCAUUGGGGCCGUUGAUCAGAUCCAGCUGACCCAGAGUCAGCUAGAGGAGAGGCAGCAGGAGAUGGACGGGGUGGUGGCCAGCAUCCAAGGGGAGCUAGCCAAGCUCACCAAGGCCCACACCACCACCAGCAACACUGUCAACAAGAUGCUGGAGAAAGUCCGCAAAGUCAGCGUCAACGUGAAAACGGUCCGGCAGAACCUGGAGAAACAGGGUGGGCAAAUCAAGAAGCUGGAAUCCAAUGAGGCGGAGUUGCUGAAGCGCAGGAACUUCAAAGUCAUGAUCUACCAGGAUGAGGUGAAGCUGCCGACUAAGCUGAGCAUCAGUAAGUCUUUGAAAGAAACAGAGAAGGAAGGGGAAGAAGAAGAGCUCCCAGCAGGUGAGGAGCAUGCCAAUGAAGAACACAUUGAGUUCUCCUCGGAUGAAGAAGUGGAGGUGGAGGAGAUAAUUGAAGAGUCACGGGCAGAACGCAUCAAAAGGAGUGGCAUGAGAAAGGUGGAUGACUUCAAGAAGGCCUUCUCCAAGGAGAAGAUGGAGAAGACUAAGGUGAAGACCAAAGAGAACCUGGAGAAGACCAAGCUGAAGACCAAAGAGAACCUGGAGAAAACCAAGCAAAAUUUGGAGAAGACCCGACACAACCUGGAGAAGAGGAUGAACAAGCUGGGCACCAAGAUCGUCACCAACGAGCGCAGGGAAAAGAUGAAGACUUCCCGGGAUAAGCUGAAGAAGUCCUUCACCCCCGACCACACGGUCUACGCUCGCUCCAAGACGGCGGUCUACAAAGUGCCACCUUUCACCUUCCACGUCAAGAAGAUACGGGAAGGGCAGGUGGAAGUGAAGGCCACCGAAAUGGUGGAGGUUGGCGGGGACGAGGCAGAGAACACGGAUCUGAUGAGGGGCGAGAGCCCUGAAAUGAGCACGCUCCUGCAGAUCACGGAAGAGUCAGACACGGUGCUGGCAGACAAGAGCGACAGUGAGUGAGGCACACGGCAGAAGAACAGCAAGAGCUGAACAUGUAACCUUUCACGUUUCCUCUUUUUUGGCCCCACACGGGCACACACACAC
Molecule: messenger RNA, 1450 nt
Organism: Euleptes europaea (tarantolino)
Lineage: Eukaryota; Metazoa; Chordata; Lepidosauria; Squamata; Sphaerodactylidae
Gene: CAVIN1
Product: caveolae associated protein 1
Exons: 2
Coding region: 257-1366 (369 amino acids)
Biological process (GO): termination of RNA polymerase I transcription; transcription initiation at RNA polymerase I promoter
Cellular component (GO): cytoplasm; caveola
Molecular function (GO): rRNA primary transcript binding
Source: RefSeq, a predicted model, not a curated record